GCCGCGCCGCGGCCUCCGCGCGCCGCCGCCGCCCCGCCGCCGCCGGCUCCCGCCGCCCGGGCCCGGCCGGCCGCGCCGGGGGCCGCCGCGCUCGCCGCUGCCGCCGAGCCGCCGCCGACAUGGACACCAAACAUUUCCUGCCGCUCGACUUCUCCACCCAGGUGAACUCGUCCCCCCUCACCUCGCCCACGGGGCGUGGCUCCAUGGCCGCCCCCUCGCUGCACCCCUCACUGGGGCCCGGCCUCGGUGCCCCGCUCGGCUCCCCGGGACAGCUGCACUCGCCCAUCAGCACGCUGAGCUCCCCCAUCAACGGCAUGGGCCCGCCCUUCUCCGUCAUCAGCUCCCCCAUGGGCCCCCACUCCAUGUCCGUGCCCACCACGCCCACGCUGGGCUUCGGCACCAGCAGCCCGCAGCUCAGCUCGCCCAUGAACCCCGUCAGCAGCACGGAGGACAUCAAGCCCCCGCUGGGCCUCAAUGGCGUCCUCAAGGUCCCGGCCCACCCCUCAGGGAACAUGGCGUCCUUCACCAAGCACAUCUGUGCCAUCUGUGGGGACCGCUCCUCAGGCAAGCACUACGGCGUGUACAGCUGCGAGGGCUGCAAAGGCUUCUUCAAGCGGACGGUGCGCAAGGACCUGACGUACACCUGCCGGGACAACAAGGACUGCCUGAUCGACAAGCGGCAGCGGAACCGCUGCCAGUACUGCCGCUACCAGAAGUGCCUGGCGAUGGGCAUGAAGCGGGAAGCCGUGCAGGAGGAGCGGCAGCGCGGCAAGGACCGGAGCGAGAGCGAGGUGGAGUCCACGAGCAGCGCCAACGAGGACAUGCCGGUGGAGAAGAUCCUGGAGGCCGAGCUGGCCGUCGAGCCCAAGACUGAGACGUAUGUGGAGGCCAACAUGGGGCUGAACCCCAGCUCGCCCAACGACCCCGUCACCAACAUCUGCCAGGCGGCCGACAAGCAGCUCUUCACGCUGGUGGAGUGGGCCAAGCGGAUCCCGCACUUCUCCGAGCUGCCCCUGGACGACCAGGUCAUCCUGCUGCGGGCCGGCUGGAACGAGCUGCUCAUCGCCUCCUUCUCGCACCGGUCCAUUGCCGUGAAGGACGGGAUCCUGCUCGCCACGGGGCUGCACGUGCACCGGAACAGCGCCCACAGCGCGGGGGUGGGCGCCAUCUUCGACAGGGUCCUGACGGAGCUGGUGUCUAAGAUGCGGGACAUGCACAUGGACAAGACGGAGCUGGGCUGCCUGCGCGCCAUCGUGCUCUUCAACCCGGACUCCAAGGGGCUCUCGAACCCGGCCGAGGUGGAGGCGCUGCGGGAGAAGGUGUACGCGUCCCUGGAGGCGUACUGCAAGCACAAGUACCCGGAGCAGCCGGGCAGGUUCGCCAAGCUGCUGCUCCGCCUGCCAGCGCUGCGGUCCAUCGGCCUCAAGUGCCUGGAGCACCUCUUCUUCUUCAAGCUCAUCGGGGACACGCCCAUCGACACCUUCCUCAUGGAGAUGCUGGAAGCCCCGCACCAAAUGACUUAGGCCCGGCCGCCCCGCCAGCCGCUCUCCUCGGCCGAGCCCCGUCCCUGCCCCUCUCCGCCCGGCCUGUGUGGACUUCGGGGUGCAGCCUGUCACUGCUAAGCCUAAGAGAUGUGUUGCCACCCCCUCCCUGUCAGUGCUGCUCGUCUUUGGACCCCAUAGGGCACUGCUUUCCCAGGGCGGCGGCCGGAGCGGCAAGAACUCGCGUGGCCCCCCUGGCCAUCAGCUCCCGAGAGCCUGGGUGGCUCACGGCCUCAGGCCCUGUCCCCCGGGCCCUGUCCCCCGGGCCCUGUCCCCGGCAGCAGGCGGGAGGGUGGCGUUGGGGGGUUUCUGAGUCUCCCUCAGCUCUCCCGCUUGGAGUGCUGGCCCCGCCCAUGAUGGGGGGCGCAGGUGGGGCUGGUGUGUCUUUGCAGAGGACCCCCCUCCUGGACAACGACAAGGGGCUCUGGGCGGGUGGGCUUCUCCGUCAGUGAAGGGGAGCGGCCCCUUUUCCAAAGAUGACGGCGGGGUCCCCUUGCCCAUGCCGGGGGCUGACCUCUGCGGGGACGAGGGUUGCCCGCCCACCUGUCUUUGCAUCAUUUCAGCUUCGCCCCGCCCCCCAUGGCCGCCUGACCCCGGGUGACCAGACGGGGUUCCCGGUCUCUGCUUGAUCCCAGAUUGUCUGUGCGGAGGCCCAGGCUGGCCUCGUGCCCACGCCUCUGCUGUCCGCCCUCUCCUGGGCAGAGGUUGCCCCCGGGGGCCCACAGGGAUGCGAGGGGAGGAGGCUGCCUUCCCGGAGGGUCUCCAUCCAUUGGGGAGCCCGGGGGAUCUGGGGGCCCAGAGCCGUAGGAGGGGCAGGUGGGGCCGUGGCUGGAGCUCCCGGGAGAGGCGCUUUUUCUGACUGCAAGGCUCAGAGUCGGGAACCCCUAGGCACCAGGCCCUCUGCACAGCUCGACGCCCCCGGGAGCAGCCAGGCUGGCCUGGGGGUGGAGCAGGUGUGGGGGCCCCAUCUGACAGUCCUCUGGGUGGAGGCGCCCUGCUCAGCCCCGCACCCACUUCCCCAGCGUUCGGACCCAGCCCAGGCGGUGGCGCUCGGGCCUGCAGGUGGGGGCUUGCGGGUUGAACUGGCCUCGUGCAUGGUCACCCCUCCCUCUGGUCCGUGCUGCCCAUUCUCACGCCCACACCCCACGGACCCAGCACUGAGCAGAGGGGGCGAUGGGGGUCCUGCCUGCUCAGCCCCAGGGCGUGUCUGUGAUGGCAGCGUCCCUCCUGCCGCCCCCACCAGCAGCCCUGGGCAGGUGUGUGUCCGGAGGGCAGCCUUCCCUAGUCACCCCGAGGGUGCAGGGUGCCUGGGCAGGGGCUGGGCGGGAAGAGGCCGGCCCUCGGGGAACACAGUCCAUUCUUUGCCUCCCAGAGCCCCCCACCCGGGCUGAGGUGGAGGCCCCUGGCCGAGGCCGCCUGCCCCGGGCACUCCUGUGAGGGGUGCCACAGCCUGCCCACCCGCCCCGGUGCCUUCUGCAGCCAGACGCACCCCGUCGCCCAUGCCCAGCUCCCUCCUGCUCCUCUGGCCUCUUGGGGACCUGGGGGCCCUCUGGUGGGGGGUCGGCUUCUUGGGGACGUCACUGUUACCGGCUGGCAGCCCGCAGAGCCCUGAGGCCGCCGGGCCACCACCUCCCUUAGGUGGAAGCGCCCCUGGCCCCCUGCCCCCCGCAGCCCGCCUGCACCAGCGUCCCUGCGGCUGCGCUUCCUGCUCCCAGCGCCGCCUGCAGGGGGGGAGCGGCCGCCCUGCGGCUUGUUUACCCAGGUCUCCAGCAGCUCGCCAGCCUGGCUCAGCUACAGUGAUUCUUGGUAAUUAUUAUCCUAUUGGUGGGACAAUCUUUAAUUUUCUAAAGAUAAUGUAACCAGCGCGUUCGCCGCCCGUGCUGCCCCGCACGGCCGCUGGACACCGCCCAGGCCCGGCAGCUGGCGCCUCCCGCCGAGGCCCGAGAUGCCCACGUCCUGUGCGUGGAAGGUGUUGGCACCGCCAGCCUGCCCGGCCCAGCCCCUGGGAAGCGGCCUGCGGGACAUUCACCGUGAUGGCCCCACGUCUGCUGCCGUCACCUGGAAGUGCGGCCUCCGGGCAUCCCCCGGCUCGGCGUUCCCACAGGAGGCCGGCGGCAGCCGGUGCGGGACCAGGCCGGGCCCCCUGCGGGGCCCCGGGAGGCCUGGCUGGCUGGGCAGCGACCGGGUCACCGGCUGAUGUCCCCGUCAUGGAACUCGGGUGCGUGGCCUGGCCCCUGCCCGCGGGAUGGUGGCGGACGUGUGUGCUGUUGAGAACCGCCUGGAGCUGACGCCGUCUGCGGACAUGCGUGCCCGACGUGUCCUGUUUGUUUUAAUUAAGACUCCCCGUCCAUUUGCUUCGUGUGAGCAAGUCCCUGAGGACCCUCUGGUGACCGGGUUUGACGGCCUCCAGGCCAGGACGUGCAUCUAUUUUAAGAUGCUUUGGCGCAGACAGCGCCAGCCGGUCGCACCCUUAGCCAUGCCUUAGCCGGGACGCGAGCGGCCGCUCCAGAGGUGAAUGAAGAGAGAGGAAGCUAAGAAGUGUCUAAGCAGCGGGAAAGGUGAAAAAAAUCUAUUUUUGUACAAAUGUAAUUUUAUCGUCAUGUAAACUUGCUGAUACGCGGGAGGGGCUUGCUCUGUUUCUGCCCGGAUCGCGAGGUGGCCCUUCAGGGAGCGCGGCGGGAGCCGAGCAGAGGCGGGCGGUGAUGCGGCUCGGGCUUCGUGGCCUUGGUGGCACCCCCGCCGGGGACCCGCCCUGCCCGGGGACCGGCCUGCACGCACGGGGCUGUCCCUGCCGCCACGCCUCCCGUGCACGACUGUGAAGCUGCUUCCGACGGACUGUUCUGCAGCGCUAGCCGCGGGCCGGGUGUGCGAAUCGUGGAAAAGAAAGAGACAGCGUGGGAGGAGGAACAAAACAUGAGCGUUUAAAACACA
Molecule: messenger RNA, 4472 nt
Organism: Myotis myotis
Lineage: Eukaryota; Metazoa; Chordata; Mammalia; Chiroptera; Vespertilionidae
Gene: RXRA
Product: retinoid X receptor alpha
Exons: 10
Coding region: 120-1523 (467 amino acids)
Biological process (GO): cell differentiation; retinoic acid receptor signaling pathway; response to retinoic acid
Cellular component (GO): RNA polymerase II transcription regulator complex; nucleus
Molecular function (GO): zinc ion binding; nuclear receptor activity; nuclear steroid receptor activity
Source: RefSeq, a predicted model, not a curated record